AUGGCUUUACGUCUUGUGUCUAUCUUCACGCUUAUUGUGACGGUUGGAUUGGGUGCAAUGUUCACGUUGAUUUACUCCACGCAUACCUUUAAAAAAGACCCGAUCGAGCUAUGCCCUAGUGAACCGUCACAGUCCGUUCGCGCACUCAGCAUGCUUAAUUCCAAGAGGAAGAUAUCGUACGUGCUUGUCGUUACACAUCCCCGUAGUGGUUCGACCUUGACAGGUGACAUCAUUCAGAAGUAUGAAAACAGUUUCUAUGCGUUUGAACCACUUCGAUUUGCAGCCGAGUCCAUGCAACUUGGGCAAACUGUCAUUUAUCUAAAUGGCACAAAACGCAACUACAACUACACUCGAGAUGCCGUUUGGGUGGAAGCCGAUUUAGUAUACAGAUGGUUUACAUGUGAUUUCUGUCGUAUCAACAUCAAAGACCUGAAAAGCAAGUUUAUUCAAUCAUAUUCAACUAAUUUACAGGCCUACGCCUAUUGUCUUAAACGAAACAAAUAUGGAUCAGUAUCACAAUGUGUACCAUAUUUACAAAGAACUUGUGAAAAGGCUAGAGUACGCGCCAUCAAAACAGUACGCUUGUUUAGUCUGGAAACUAUAUCAAUUCUAUUAAAACGGAUACCGCAUCUCAAAAUCGUAUAUCUUGUGAGGGACCCCAGGGGAAGACUUGCCUCCCAAGCUGCUUUAGACCCAACGGAGUGGAAUAUUGUGAAGGAUCAAUCAAGGACAAUGUGUACACAACUGCACGAGGAAAUAAGAUACCUUACUGAAAUAUGGAAGCUUUAUUCAGAACAGGUGAAAAUUCUUAUGUACGAAAGGUUUGCAAUUUUUCCGAUUGAAACAUCGAAAAGGUUGUUCAGUUUUUUAGGUUUGGAUUUUGAUAAGUAUUUACAGGUCUUUGUCAGAUCGGUUACCAGUGGAAGUGUCGAUAAUGCAGGCUGUUACUGGUGUACAAAGAAAACAAAUUCCCAAAAAACAGCCGUCAAUUGGCGUAAGAGUAUUAAAUAUGACUAUGUUAAAAUUAUAGAUGAUCAGUGCAGCGAUGUUUAUCAUCAACUUGGGUACAUCAACAUAAAAAACGAAGAUCAUCUUCGGAAUACAUCGAACUCGCUUGUCAGCGAAAGAAAUCUAACAUGUUUAUUAUUAUGA
Molecule: messenger RNA, 1152 nt
Organism: Ylistrum balloti
Lineage: Eukaryota; Metazoa; Mollusca; Bivalvia; Pectinida; Pectinidae
Product: carbohydrate sulfotransferase 5-like
Exons: 3
Coding region: 1-1152 (383 amino acids)
Biological process (GO): N-acetylglucosamine metabolic process; sulfur compound metabolic process
Molecular function (GO): N-acetylglucosamine 6-O-sulfotransferase activity
Source: RefSeq, a predicted model, not a curated record